CUGUGCAAGGCCCGGCGUGCAGUACCUGCGGCCGACGCUAAGGGGUCGCUGUUCUGCGCUUUCUGCUCCCCCUCACCAAGCACCACCAGCAGCAGUGGCCGCCGCGGCCUGAGAUCUUUUUGUCUGAGGCAGAGUGAGGAGCCGCUCGAUUCCGCGGCCGCUUAGCCGCCCGUACGCGGGGUACAUGUGAGAAGAGAGCGCCGGGGAGAGAGCGGACUGAGGCGGUGGAGAGCAGCUCAUACAUACACGGGGGCCAACGGCCGGUAUAAGGCGCUCACACAAAGGGGGGAGGGAGAGCGGUGGGAGCCCGCAGCGGCCCGGCAGUACAAGCACAACAUGCUCCGUAUGAGGCAACCAUCCGCCGGGCGCCUGUGCUGAAGCGGGAGGAGGAGGGGGGCGGACGGCGAGGAGGAGGCCGGCGCUCGGCCGCUCGGUAACGUUACUACUGGUGGCCGUGGUCUCUCCUCCGGCCUCGGCCUGAACUUUUGCCGUGUGUGGCCCCCUUCUAGCCCGGCUUCCCCCCGCUCUCCUGUACGGUCCAUGAGCGGGUUCGGGCCGGCAGCUGGCUCCGUCCUCUCCUGAGAGGCAGCCGAGGAGAAGGAAGAAGGAGCGGGGGGCCGCCACCCCAGGGCCCCCUAUUAACGGUCACUGUGUGUGAGAAUCUAUCGCUCUGCCUGUUCCAUCCGCAUCCCUAGAGCCGGUUAUCUGAGGACACCCGGGGCCUCCCCUACCAUGUCUACAUCGAAAUCCCAACCCGUGCACCGGAGGAAGGGGCUGGCUUUUCUGGAUGAGCUGCGGCAGUUCCAUGAGAGCAGAGGGUCGCGGUUCAGGAAGAUCCCGGCGGUGGCGGGCAGGGAGCUGGACCUGCACACCCUCUACACCCGAGUGAUCGCUCUGGGAGGCUUCGCCAAGGUCUCCGAGAAGAACCAGUGGGCAGAAAUAGUAGAAGACUUCCACUUUCCAAGGGGUUGUGCAAAUGCUGCCUUUGCUCUGAAACAGUAUUAUUUGCGGUAUUUGGAAAAAUAUGAGAAAGUUCAUCACUUUGGAGAAGAUGAUGAUGAGGUCCAACCUGGAAAUCCAAAACCACAGCUCCCUAUUGGUGCAAUACCGUGUACCUACAACUACCAGCAGCAUAUUGUACCAGAUUAUUUACGACAAAGUUAUGGGCUUACCAUGGACUUUAACACACCAAAUGAUUACAACAAACUGGUGCUUUCACUUUUAUCUGGACUCCCUAAUGAAGUGGACUUUGCAAUUAAUGUUUGCACACUUCUGUCUAAUGAAAGCAAACAUGUAAUGCAGCUUGAAAAGGACCCCAAAAUUAUCACCUUGUUGCUUGCAAAUGCUGGUGUAUUUGAUGACACUCUGGGAUCUUUUUCUGCGGUUUUUGGUGAUGAAUGGAAGGAAAAAACAGACAGGGAUUUUGUACAGUUUUGGAAGGAUAUUGUUGAUGACAAUGAAGUACGUGAUCUCAUAUAUGACAAAAGUAGAUCUCAAGAAGGUUCAUCUCCUGAUUCUUUAUGGGACUCGUUAUUUCAUCCACCUCGGAAGCUGGGUAUAAAUGACAUUGAAGGACAGCGUGUUCUACAGAUCGCAGUCAUUUUGCGAAAUCUCUCAUUUGAGGAAAGCAAUGUAAAACUUUUGGCAGCUAAUCGGACUUGUCUCCGUUUCUUAUUACUAUCUGCUCAUAGUCACUUUAUUUCUCUACGGCAACUGGGUCUUGAUACGUUGGGGAAUAUUGCAGCAGAGCUUCAGCUAGAUCCUGUUGACUUCAAAACCACUCACCUUAUGUUUCACACCAUCACAAAAUGCCUAAUGUCAAGGGACAGGUUCUUAAAAAUGAGAGGCAUGGAAAUCUUAGGAAACUUGUGUAAGGCUGAAGAUAAUGGUGUUCUUAUAUGUGAGUAUGUGGAUCAAGAUAGCUACAAGGAAAUCAUAUGUCAUCUUUCUCUGCCGGAUGUCCUGCUUGUAAUCUCUACACUUGAGGUGCUCUAUAUGCUUACAGAACUUGGAGAAGUGGCCUGUGUGAAGAUAUCAAAUGUAGAGCGAAGCAUAGAUACUCUAGUAUGUCUUAUUUCUAUGGACAUACAAAUGUUUGGGCCUGAUGCACUUACAGCAGUCAAACUUAUAGAGCAUCAAAGCUCCAACCACCAGGUGGUGUCAGAAAUCCGCCCUCAAACUGUUGAGCAUGUGCCUCCUGCAGCCAGUCCAACUCCUGCUCCAGCUUCGAGAGCAGCUCCGGCUCAUGGUGUACCACCUGGAAUUGUAGAAAUAGACAGCGAGAAGUUUGGUUGCCAAUGGUUAAAUGCCCAUUUUGAAGUAAGUCCUGACAGCUCUGUCUCCAAAUCGGACAUGUUCUCGGAGUAUCUUUCAACAAGCAGCAAAUUGGCAAGAGGUGGAAAUCUGACCUCCUCUGGGUUCUACAAAUGUCUAAGGUCCGUAUUCCCAAAUUACAACAUAAAGCGAGUAGAAGACCCGAACAAUAAUGGACAAGCUCAUUUUCAUGUUUCUGGUGUGAAGAGAAGGGCAUUACCACUUCCAAUUCAGAUGUACUAUCAACAGCCGCAGCAACCAUCUCCUGCUGUCAGGGUAGACAUGGUGCCUGAUGCAAAUACAGCAGGGAUGCCACAAGGAGCUGCAAAUCUUUUCCAGAGAGGUCCAGCAGCUAUCCAAGCUCCUAAUCUGGCAGCAACACAAAUGUCAUUUCCUAUUCAAGGCAUCCACAGUGUGGCACAGACAGUUUGCCGGAUACCGCAGAACCCUCUAAGUCAAACGCAGCAUCAGCAGAAUACUACUGUGACUGUAAUACAGAAUAAAACUCCAAUUUCGUGUGAAGUAGUGAAAGCUACAGUAAUACAGGGUUCUGUUCAGCACUCGGCAGUUCCUGUCACCAUCUCUUUGGGAGGGUCAACACAAGCUUCAAUAGUUCAAAAUCAUGCCGGACAGCAGUCUUCUGUUGCUGUAGUAGGCUCUCAGGCAUUGUUUCACCAUUCAUCUGUCAUUCAGCAGCAGCCCCCUUUACACACAAUGGUACCUGGACAGAUAGCUUCAGGAACACCUGUAGCAGUUAUUCAGCAAGCUGUUCCUCAAGGUCACAUAUUUGGCAGAGUUCAGAAUAUGACAGCAGGCACAGCAGGAAUUCAACAAGGGCAGCAGCUGAUCACCACCUCUUCUCAAACUGUGCAUGUUUCAUCACAGCAGUCUCCAGCUUCCAGCCAGCCAAAAGAUACAGUCAUCUUAACUCCUCAACAAUAUGUAACAACAUCGUCCUCCAACAUAGCAUCUGUAACAACAGUUCAGAGUUUCCAUGUUGCCACUGGUCAGAUGUAUACUAUAGCUGGUGUUCAAAAUCCACAAGCCUCUCGAAUUGCUUUCCAGAGUAUUGCUCCCAAACCCCUCUCUUCUCAUCAGGUGUCAUCUGGAGCUCAGCAGCCCCAACAGCAACAGCCUCAGCAGAGUGUUGUAAUUGUUAGUCAGCCAUCUCAACAUGGACAAGCAUAUGCACCAGCCAUACACCAAAUUGUUCUCACUAAUCCAGCUGCCAUUCAAGCUGGGCAGACUGUUCAGUUAACUGGGCAACCAGGUAUAGCACCGUCUUCAUCUCCUUUACCAUCUCCAAAUAACCAGCUCCCACCUAUUAUGACAUCUACCCCAACCACUCCAGUUUCACAAGGACCUCCACCAACUGUUAGCCAAAUGCUUUCUGUCAAAAGGCAACAGUUAUCACCAGCACCUCACCAACAGUCCCAAACUCAACAACAGGCACAAGUGCAAACUCAGCAGACGCAGCCAUCCCAGCCUGUACAAGUACAAAUUCAGCAACAGCAAGCUCAGAAUGCAAAUGUUGGUCUUUCUACUCCUGGUGAGUCCAGCUUAAUCAAACAGCUGUUGCUUCCAAAACGGGGACCUUCCACUCCAGGAGGAAAACUCAUACUCCCUGCUCCUCAAAUACCGCCUCCCAACAAUGCAAGAGCACCAAGUCCCCAGGUGGUGUAUCAAGUAACUAAUAAUCAAACGCCUUCAUUUGGAGUACAAGGUCAGCCUGCUACUCAGCAAAUUCUUGUUGGGCAGCAAAAUGUACAGUUAGUUCAGAGCACCAUGCCGAACCAAACUGGUGUUCAGACUGUACCAAUUUCAAAUCUGCAAAUAUUGCCAGGCCAGUUGAUAUCAAAUUCCCCGGCAACAAUUUUCCAAGGGACUACAGGCAAUCAAGUGACAAUAACUGUUGUGCCAAACACAAGCUUUGCUACUGCGACAGUAAGCCAGGGAAGUACACCUCAGAUAAUUGCACCAAUGAGUGGGGCACAAACAGGAGUUGGAUUACAGGUACAAACUCUUUCUGCUGCUGUUACGCAAACCAGUGGGCCUUUAACAGUAUCUACGAAUUCUCCCCCUUUUAGGGGCGAUAAGAUAAUUUGCCAAAAGGAGGAAGAAGCAAAGGAAGCUACAGGCUUGCAUGUUCAUGAACGUAAAAUUGAAGUUAUGGAAAAUCCUUCCUGUCCAAAAGGUUCUGCAAACACCAGCAAUGGGGAAACUAAUGAAAAUGAUGUGCAAGUAGGAAGUCUCUUAAAUGGUAAAAAGUGUGACUCCACUCUACCUCCUUCAAACUCAGGGAAAGCUCAGAAUGAGGCCAGCCAGCUGGUCCCUAAUGGGUCGUCUGUGGAACUGGGGGAAAAUGGAGCUGCCGCAAAGCUAAGCUCUGAGCAGGCAGACGCACAGGAAAGUAAAACUGACUUUAAACGGCCACAAGUUAAUGGGAUUUGUGAUUUUGAAAAGGAAGACUGUUCACAUUUGAGCAAAAACAUUCCAAAUCACAAAACUUCCAACCACGUAGGAAAUGGUGAAAUAUCUCCCGUCGAGCAACAAGAACUUCUUGAUUCUUCAGUUACUGCCAAAGGUGAACAAGUGGAAAGGCUAUCCAAUGGACCUGUAGCACCCAACAGUUUAUCACAUACUGCAAGCAGCAGUCGUGAUGCUUCAAACCUUUCAAAUCAAAUACGUUGUGGUAACCCCACAGAUUUACCCAAUGGACCUGUAGUUUCCCCUUUGAAUUCAGAUGUGCCUCAGCAGCGUCCGUCUGUAGUUAUUCCUGCUCAGUCUACAGCCCCCAUUAUACCAGGUCAUCAAUUUAUAGCAUUGCCUCAUACAGGAUCUAGAAUUAUUCAGCCUACUCUACCUGCCGAUGUACGGUCAACUAAUGGAACAGCAGAAUGCAAAUCUUUUAAGCGACCAGCAGAGGACAGUGAAAGAGAUUCUGCCCCAGUCAUUCCCAGUAAAGUGGGAGUACGGAUUGUUACAAUCAGUGACCCAAAUAACGCUGGCUGUAGUGCAACAAUGGUUGCUGUGCCAGCUGGCGUAGAUCCAAGCACUGUAGCUAAAGUAGCAAUAGAAAGUGCUGUUCACCAAAAACAGCAGCAUCCACUCACAUUUGUACAAACAGUAGUUGCACAGAGUACGCCUGUGACAACUAUACCAGCAUUACAUGUACAAGGCCACAUAGUUGGCUCCCAGUCCUCUCCAUACCCCACUACAACAGGUCAACCGGUGGAGCCAGUAAAGAAGCCAGGACAAAACUUUAUGUGCCUAUGGCAGUCAUGCAAAAGGUGGUUUGCAACACCCUCGCAGGUAUAUUACCAUGCAGCUACAGAACAUGGAGGUAAAGAUGUGUACCCAGGGCAGUGUCUGUGGGAAGGCUGUGAACCCUUCCAGCGGCAGAGGUUCUCUUUUAUCACGCACUUACAGGACAAACACUGCUCAAGGGAAGCCCUACUUGCUGGACUGAAACAAGAAGAACAGAACCAGGCAGGGCAUCAGAAAUCUUCCAAGCAAUCUUCUACAGGGGCAUCAACUCCCCGACCACAGAAGGCCAUUGUGAACCAUCCAAGUGCUGCCCUCAUGGCACUAAGGCGGGGAUCAAGGAACCUGGUUUUUAGAGACUUUACGGAUGAAAAAGAGGGACCAAUUACAAAACACAUCCGAUUAACAGCUGCCUUAAUAUUAAAAAAUGUUGCAAAACACUCAGAAUGUGGUCGUCUAUCAUUAAAAAGACAUGAAAAUCACUUAUCAGUUUUAGCCCUUAGUAAUAUGGAAGCUUCCUCCACACUUGCCAAAUGCCUUUAUGAACUCAAUAGUACAAGUCAUAGUACAGAACAAGAGACAGACUAUGAAAUGCAACAGUGAAAGGAGUGUCCUUUGUACAGCAUAGACUGUGGUAAUCGCAUGACAUUUCAUGUACUGUUACAGAGGAAAGCACUAAGUCUUAAUGGAGACCAUAGAUUGCAUCAUUAUCUCCUCCCACGUCGCAAUGAGGACGCGCCACGCUCUGAUCGCUGAAUGAAUCCCUCUGUUCUCUGUAAAGAAGCUGCCAUAGGGAUUUUCAGCCAGCGGUCUGCAGGAUGUCUCCGAGUUGGUCAGUCCUGAAGGAAACUGGGGUGUUCAGAAUACUGUACCAUCCACAUGGGUGGAGUAUACAUGGAAAUGUUCUAAAACCUUCAUGAGCAGAUGAAAUAGAAGCAUUAAAUAUUUUUAUCUAUAUCCAAAAAAGGAGCACAUUUUUAUAUUUACAGAACUGUUUGAGCUGGUUUGAAUAAAGAAAUAAAAUGCAGCACAUCUGUAUCCCCCAUGAUGUUGGUGGAUGCCACCAAUCUCUUGCUAUGGAUUGCGUGUUUUGUUUAGAAAUCAGUAGUUUUGGUUUUCUUACUUGAGCCAAUAUAUUUUCACGUAUUUAUUAUCAUAAAAUAAAAAAAAUACCAGUCUAAAUAGAUCUUGUAAAUAUUUGUGAAUAGAACACCUUUCAUGCCACUGCAGCCACUGGAAGAUUCGCAUUCUGUGGUGUUCUAGAAACACUCUACUAGGUCCUUAUCUUUUCUAGACUUUCCUGUCAAUUGUAACUAAUUGUGAUAUAUAUUCAAAGCAGUGGAUGAAUGUUCUUUAAAUUUAUGUAAAUAAUUCUGGAAAGGUACUGAUGCUGUAAAGUUAAAACAGUUUUGUGGAACUGUGAUAUUUUUUUUCCUCCCGAAUUCUCCUCCUCCUUUUUUUUUUUUGUCCCUUUUUUUAUUUGUAAUAUACACCUUGUAGAACUCAUUUUGCUGGCUGAAAGAGUAUGGAAUAAUAUAUCACGUCAUUUUUGUAGAAGAAAAAAAAAACUAUUUGAAGGUAUUUUUGUUUUUUUCCCCCCCUAACAUAUAUCCACUGUAAACGUUUGUCAUAGUGCAGGCUCAGAGCUUGUACAGAAUUUUUUGUAUUUGUAAAUUGGUUUAAAUACAUGGAUUUUUAUACAGGUUUUCUCCUGUGUUAUAUUUGCAUUAUGUGCAGGUAUGAUAUUUUCUUCACUACUUUUUCUAUCUUAAUAUAGUGUGGAAUUUUAUUGUAUUAUUCUUCCAUUCUUAAUACUGUACCACAUUCCUGCUCAGAUCCCGCUCACGUCUUUAAAUUUGUCUUUUCCUCACCCACCCUUUCACCUCAGCGUGAAGUGUAUCCAUUUAUAACUGCCUAUUGCCUGUUGUAUUAGCAUCCAAAAUGUGGAAAAAAAAAAUCCCAACCACCAUUUCUGCUGUGUCCGUAGGAUGUGCAGUAAAAGAUAUAGACCUAACAGUUUAUGUUAUAGAAUGGCUUUAUUUACUUUGGUGACUGUUUAUAGUUUUUAAAUAAAAGACUGAACAUUU
This is a messenger RNA of Rana temporaria (common frog), 7664 nucleotides long. RefSeq names its product AT-rich interaction domain 2 (gene ARID2). Gene Ontology annotation, biological process: regulation of DNA-templated transcription. Gene Ontology annotation, cellular component: SWI/SNF superfamily-type complex. The record is from RefSeq and is a predicted model, not a curated record. The transcript is spliced from 21 exons. Gene Ontology annotation, molecular function: DNA binding. Bases 733 to 6180 code for a protein of 1815 amino acids. NCBI's taxonomy places the organism in Eukaryota, Metazoa, Chordata, Amphibia, Anura, Ranidae.